AUGACUUUAUUAUGGUAUCCUUGCAUAUUUUUCCUAUAUUUUUCUUUUGUUAAACUUCAAAUAACAGAUAUAGAUACUAAUACUACUAUAUCAACAAGAUUAUCAGAUAUAUUCGAAACAGAUAAUUCUAUAAUAAAAUUACCACAUGUUACAAUAUUAGGCGCAUUAACAAGUGAUGAACAUAGCAAAAUCCUUCAAAAUAUUAGUACAUAUUUAAGUAAAGAUCUAUAUAUAUCAUCACAAUCAUUUAUUCUUGAUUUAAAUCCAUUAUUAACAGUGUUAAAAUUAUGUGAGAAAGGUUAUACAUCAGGUGCAAAAGUAAUUAUUGCUGAUCAUAUUACUGAUGAUGAUAAUGAUUUAACAUUAAAUGCUAUUUCGUAUGUAUCAGAUUUUUAUCAUAUACCUGUUAUAGCAAUAACAUCAAGAGAAAAUAUUCUUGCAGAUAAAGCAUUACAUGAUUUUAUCGUACGAUUAGUACCACCAUAUUUAUAUGAAGCUGAUGCUUGGUUUAGUAUAAUUCGAAAAUUAAAAUAUACAAAAGUUGUAUUAAUUUAUAGUCAAGAAGAAGAAAGUCGAAUGGUUGCAUUAAGAUUUCAAAUGCUUACAUAUGAUUCUGAUAUUCAAAUUGAACGAACAAAAGAAUAUGGUCCAAAUACAAAUUUUACAUCAUUAAUUUUAAAAUUAACAACUGAAGAUCGUUUAUUAGCACGUGUUUUUAUUAUUCAUACAAGACAUAAAGAUAUCGAUGAAUUAUUAUUAGCUAUUGUGCGAUUACAAAAAUUAGAAAAUUUUGUUUGGAUUAUUAAUGAACGUGCAUUAAAAUCAAAUAGUUCAGCUUUAUUUGAUGGUCUUCUUGGUGUUAAAUUACAUGAUUCAUUUACUGAAGAAAAUCUACUUAUUGAUGCAACUCAACUUAUUGUAAAUACAUUUAUUAAAUUUCUUAAUUCUUCAUCUUCAUUUUGGACCGAAAAUAUAUCUGUUAUUGAUUGUUUAUCAGUCGAACCUUGGGGAAAUGGAAAAGAUGUUUAUCAAGCAUUAGCUAAUACAAGUGUUGAAAAUGGUAAAACAGGUAAUAUUGCAUUUAAUGAAGAAGGUGAUCGUAUUGAAUCAUUAUAUGAUAUAAUUAAUAUUCAAUAUGGACAACCGAAAGUUGUUGGCAAUUAUCGUUCGAAUACAAUCAGUAAAACAGAAUUAAAACUUAAUGAAGAUGAAAUUAUUUGGCCUAAUCGAUUAAAUCGAAAACCUGAUGGAAUUCAUACAAGACGAAAUGUUUCGGUUGUUACUAUUGUCGAAAAACCAUUUGUAUUUGCUCGUCCUGGUAAUGAUUGUGACUCCUUAUCUGAAGUUUUUUGUCCACGUAAAACACUUAAUAGCUCAACUUAUGAAGAAUAUUGUUGUUAUGGUUAUUGUAUUGAUUUAUUAAAAAAAUUAUCAAAAAAUCUUACUUUUUUUUAUACAUUACAUCUUGUUGCUGAUGGUAAAUAUGGAUCAUUUGAAAAGGAAAGAGAUGAUGAACAAAAACGUUGGGAUGGAAUGAUUGGUGAAUUAAUAAACUAUCAAGCUGAUAUGAUUAUUGCUCCAUUAACAAUGAGUCCUGAACGUGCAGAAGAUAUUGAAUUUACAAAACCAUUUAAAUAUCAAGGUAUAACAAUUCUUGUACGAAAGGAUACAAAUAAAUCACAUUUGGCAUCAUUUUUACAACCAUUUCAAAAAGUGUUAUGGAUAAUGGUUUUAUUAUCUGUACAUAUUAUUGCUGUUGUUCUUUAUUUACUGGAUCGUUUAUCACCAUUUGGUCGGUUUCAUUUCGCACAACAACAAGAUAAACAACAUGAAAGAAGUCUGGGCAUAGAAAAAAACACGAAAGAAGAUAAACUUAAUUUAUCACAUGCAUUUUGGUUUACAUGGGGAAUUUUAUUAAAUUCAGGAAUUGGAGAAGGAGCACCAAAAAGUUUUUCAGCUCGUGUUCUUGGUAUGGUUUGGGCAGGUUUUGCUAUGAUUAUGGUUGCUUCUUAUACAGCUAAUUUAGCUGCUUUUCUUGUACUUGAUCGACCUGAUGAAGCAAGUUUAUCAGGAAUUAAUGAUGCUCGAUUAAGAAAUCCACAAGAUGGUUUUACAUAUGCAACAGUAAAAGGUUCAGCAGUUGAUAUGUAUUUCAAACGACAAGUUGAAUUUUCAACAAUGUAUCGAAUAAUGGAAUCAAAAAAUCGCUUAUCAGUUGAAGAAGCAAUAUCAGAGCUACGAAAUGGAACAUUAAAUGCAUUUAUUUGGGAUUCGCCAAGACUUGAAUAUGAAGCAGCACAAGAUUGUGAUUUAGUUACAGCUGGUGAAUUAUUUGGACGAUCAAGUUAUGGAAUUGCAUUAAGAAAAAAAGAUGCAUGGAUUAAUCCAUUAUCUCAUACUAUAUUAUCAUUUCAUGAAACAGGUUUUAUGGAAUUACUUGAUAAUAAAUGGAUUUAUUCAAAAAAUGACAAACAAUGUCCUGAUCGUUCAUCAUCACCAGCAACACUUGAAUUUCAUAAUAUGCUUGAUGUUUUUCAACUUGUUGCUUUUGGAGCAAUUAUUGGUUGUUUUGUUCUUAUUAUUGAAAUUAUAUUUAAAAGACAAAAACAACGAGUACAAAGAGAAAAUGAAAUAGCUCGAAAUGUUAUGGUCUAUUGGAAAAAAAGAGUUGAGAGACGUAAUCGACAACGUUCGACAAUGCUUGAAUCUGAUAAUUAUGAAAAACAAAUUGUUAAUUCAAAUUCUUAUCAUCCAUUCUCUUCAAGUCGUAUUGACUAUCCUGUGUAA
Molecule: messenger RNA, 2787 nt
Organism: Rotaria sp. Silwood1
Lineage: Eukaryota; Metazoa; Rotifera; Eurotatoria; Philodinida; Philodinidae
Source: the annotation of a GenBank genome assembly